GCCAGAAAAAAGUAAUGUUCCUGUCCUCAUACCAGACCCAGCAGCUCCUCAGCAGCCACAUCAAAGCAAUUUGGUCAGGACAGGAGGCCAGUCUGGUAACAGGGACACCUAGCAAGCGUGUCCCCCAUGGAGCAGGUCAGUCCUCUGCUCUGGUCACUCUCAGCAGACAGGACCCCUGAGACUUGCAGAAGCCACCACGGAGGGACAACCAUGGCAAACAUGGGUGUUCUGGAUUGUGGGGUAACUGAGCUGUCAGGAAAUGGGGUGUCUUUCCUCCCUGUCUCUGCUAUGGUGGCUCUUGUUCCAUUUGCUAACCGUAUCCCUCUCCCUGUUCAUCUCCCUGGCUGGCGGCACCGGGUGCCAGGCGUGGUGACUGUGAGGUCUGGGGUCGUCAUCGACCGGGAGGCCUUCUCGCCCCCAUUCCUGGAGUUGCUGCUGUUGGCUGAGGACGUGGGACAACUCAAUGGCACGGCCCACCUGUUCAUCACUAUCCUAGAUGACAAUGACAACUGGCCCACCUUCAGUCCUCCUGCUUACACUGUCCACCUGCUGGAGAACUGCCCACCAGGAUUCUCAGUCCUUCAGGUCACAGCCACUGAUGAGGACAGUGGCCUCAAUGGGGAGCUGGUCUACCGAAUAGAAGCCGGGGCUCAGGACCGCUUCUUCAUCCAUCCAGUCACAGGAGUCAUCCGUGUUGGCAAUGCCACCAUCGACAGAGAAGAGCAGGAAUCCUACAGGCUGACGGUGGUGGCCACCGACCGGGGCACUGUUCCCUUGUCGGGCACAGCCACCGUCACCAUCCUAAUCGAUGACAUCAAUGACUCCCGCCCCGAGUUCCUCAACCCUAUCCAGACAGUGAGCGUGCUGGAAUCCACAGAGCCAGGCACUGUCAUUGCUAACGUCACUGCCAUCGACCUCGACCUCAACCCCAAACUGGAGUAUCACAUCCUUAGCAUCGUGGCCAAGGACGACACCGACCGCCUGGUGCCUGACCAGGAAGAUGCCUUUGCUGUGAAUAUCAAUACAGGUACGAAGGUGGCUGCCACCCUCUCCUAG
Molecule: messenger RNA, 1056 nt
Organism: Rattus rattus (black rat)
Lineage: Eukaryota; Metazoa; Chordata; Mammalia; Rodentia; Muridae
Product: cadherin-23-like
Exons: 2
Coding region: 127-1056 (309 amino acids)
Biological process (GO): homophilic cell-cell adhesion
Cellular component (GO): plasma membrane; cell-cell junction
Molecular function (GO): calcium ion binding
Source: RefSeq, a predicted model, not a curated record